UAGACGAUCUUCGCUGUAAAUACGACUGUCACUGCUUCUCCUCCGCUCUCCGCUCCUCGUCUGUCGCCUGGAAGACGUCACCAUGGCUCCUGGACAGAAUAACCGUGUGUUUGUCGUUGGUGUGGGGAUGACGAAGUUUGAAAAACCAGGAACCAGAGAGGACUUUGACUACCCCGAAAUGGCCAAAGAAGCAGGUCAAAAGGCUCUUGCUGAUGCUGGAAUUCCGUAUUCGGCAGUCGAGCAGGCCUGUGUUGGGUAUGUCUACGGAGACUCCACAUGUGGGCAGAGAGCCAUUUAUCACAGUCUCGGGCUGACUGGGAUCCCCAUCUUCAACGUGAACAACAAUUGCUCCACUGGCUCCACUGCUCUCUUCAUGGCCCGCCAGCUAAUCCAAGGAGGUCUUGCCGAUUGUGUUUUGGCGCUGGGGUUCGAGAAGAUGGAGAGAGGAUCUUUGACUUCAAAAUAUAUGGACAGGACCAGUCCAAUGGAUAAGCACAUGGAGGUCAUGAUCAAUCGCUGUGGGAUGGUGGCGGCUCCUGCGACUGCACAGAUGUUUGGCAACGCCGGCAAGGAGCACAUGGAGAAAUAUGGGACUAAGCCUGAACAUUUUGCUAAAAUUGCCUGGAAAAACCACAAGCAUUCCACCAACAAUCCGUAUUCUCAGUUCCAGGAUGAGUACAGUUUGGAGCAAGUAAACAAAUCCAAAAGGGUCUUUGAGUUCCUUACACUUCUGCAGUGUUGUCCGACUUCAGAUGGAGCUGGAGCAGCAGUUUUGGUGAGCGAGAGCUUUGUCCGGCGCCAUGGUUUGGAAAAUCAGGCCGUCGAGAUUCUGGCACAAGAGAUGGUGACAGACAUGCCUUCCUCAUUUGAGGAAAACAGCUGCAUUAAGAUGAUUGGAUUCGACAUGACUCGCGUGGCUGCCCAAAAGUGUUAUCAGACUGCAGGUUUAAAGGCCAGCGACGUGGACGUGAUCGAGCUCCACGACUGCUUCUCGGCCAAUGAGCUUAUCUCUUAUGAGGCUCUAGGGUUGUGCCCAGAGGGAAAAGCUGGAGAACUGAUUGACAGAGGAGACAACACCUAUGGUGGCAAGUUUGUUAUCAAUCCCAGUGGUGGACUCAUCUCUAAGGGACACCCGCUCGGUGCUACAGGUCUGGCGCAGUGUGCGGAGUUGUGCUGGCAACUUCGUGGCCAGGCUGGUAGGAGGCAAGUCCCUGGAGCUAAAGUGGCUUUGCAGCACAACAUUGGCUUGGGAGGCGCUGUGGUUGUCACGCUUUACAAGAUGGGAUUCACAACCAACGCCAGUCCACGCAUCAGUGCCGUUUCCACCAGUGCAGGCAGUGGUCUGGAGGGCUUUAAAGCGUAUUCUGUCUUCAAAGAGAUCGAGAAACGUCUGGAGGAGGAGGGCGAGCAGCUUGUGAAGAAGAUCGGUGGAGUGUUUGCUUUUAAGGUGAAAGACGGACCUGGAGGGAAGGAGGCCACCUGGGUUGUGGACGUCAAAAGUGGCAAAGGUUCUCUGAGUAAUGACCCAGGUAAAAAAAGCAGACUGCACGUUAACCAUGAGUGAUGAGGAUCUUCUGGAUCUGAUGACGGGAAAACUGAACGCACAAAUGGCGUUCUUCAAAGGGAAGCUGAAGAUAGCUGGGAACAUGGGCAUGGCCAUGAAGCUGCAGAACCUCCAGUUGACACCAGGGAAGGCCAAGCUGUGAGUCCAUGGAAGUGCCACUUGUAGUUCUGAUUCAAAUCACUGGACCUCUGAAGCCUGGUGACACGGAUUUGUAGAAGCGUUUCUCAAGAAGCCAGCGUGCCUUUAGUUCCCACGCCAGUCCUUUUUAAAUGAGCUAUUUCUGGUACCUUCAGAUGAAUGUGAGCGAUGAAUCUGUGAUAACAACCAGUCCUUAAGUUUGUUUUAUUUUAACGUCCUAAACGGCUUGAUUUGAACACUGCUAUUCCCAAAAUAUGAAUGUCUCUUUAAUAUUAUUGUUAUGAUUUCACAACUAAAUAAAGUAACAUAAUAUU
Molecule: messenger RNA, 2016 nt
Organism: Synchiropus splendidus (mandarinfish)
Lineage: Eukaryota; Metazoa; Chordata; Actinopteri; Syngnathiformes; Callionymidae
Gene: scp2a
Product: sterol carrier protein 2a
Exons: 16
Coding region: 83-1564 (493 amino acids)
Molecular function (GO): acyltransferase activity, transferring groups other than amino-acyl groups
Source: RefSeq, a predicted model, not a curated record